Cordyceps militaris CM01 is the source of this 597-nucleotide messenger RNA. RefSeq lists its product as uncharacterized. NCBI's taxonomy places the organism in Eukaryota, Fungi, Ascomycota, Sordariomycetes, Hypocreales, Cordycipitaceae. The transcript has a single exon. The coding region runs from base 1 to 597 and encodes 198 amino acids. The record is from RefSeq and is a predicted model, not a curated record.
AUGAGAUACUUUUGCAUCCUCAUCAUCCCCUCCGUCUUGGCCGCGGCCACCCGCCUGUCCCCCCGUCAGGAGACAGAAGUAGUGGCCGACGCGGACCAGCUCUUGACUCUGCGCGCCAACUUUUGCAUCGACUACACCAAGCCAGAGUGCGAGGACGCGAUUGCCACAUGCCAGGACGGGGGCAAGAUCAUUGAAGACUGCAUCCGCGACGAGCACCCCGCGUGCAUCAAGGACGCGGCCUCGCCCUGCUCCCAGGCGGUCGAGAAGUGCCUCGCCGACUUUGGCGCGGAAGAGGACGCGGACCAGGCCGUGCACGACUGCAUCAUCGAAAAGGUGAUUUCCGAGGGCGCGGGCGACGACGAGCUGCCCGCCGAGACGGGCUCGACACUGAGCCCCGAAGAAGCGACGGCGUGCAAGAAGGCGAGCGCCGAGUUCCAGGUGGCCAUGCUCGACGACGACUGCGACGUGGUGGAGGACGGGGACGAGGGCGUGGCCAAGAGAGCCGACUCGGCGGCGUGCGAGGCCGCGGCGGCCACUUUUGAAAAGGCCUGGAAGGAUCAUAGCUGUGAAAAGGCAUUCGGUGCUCAGGAAGAGUGA